AUGUCUGGACUGAAUGUCUCAAUCAUUUUUUUCUUCUCAGUUGUAACUCUUUGUGAAUUUGCUAGGCGAUUCUUCAAGAGAAUUUUUCCAUCUAAGGUGUAUUUUUGUCUUGCUGGUGAAUUGGCCAGUUCCUUCCAGAUAUGUGCUUGCUACCUUGAAUUGAAGAUGCUAAGGGAGAUUGGCCCAUGGGGUGGUGGCUUUGGCCCAGAUGUGAGCCUGACUCUCUUAUUUGUAAUCUUCUUAGCGCAUGGUGCCUUUUUUGAUGGAACUGCUGCCAACCCUGUAAUUUCACUUCAGGAAUUUCUAGCUUUGGAUUGUUCUUUUGUAGGCAGUAUUGUUAAAAUUUUGGCUCAGUUUCUAGGGAUGGAAGCAGCUUGUGCUUUUACCAAGAAGUACUGGUCCAAGGAAUUUACUCACUUCCAUAUGAUCCAGAACUUAAUGGCCCAGGAUUGCAGCUCAUCUCUCAAUACCUCUAUCUCCCAGGGCAUUUUUGUAGAAGCCAUGGGUUCCUUUCUUUUCCAGUUAAUUAUUCUCAAGCUUCACACCUGCUCUCCCAUGUACAGAGUUCCUAUUGUGGCGCUCAGUAUCACUGCCUUGACCUAUACAGCUGCACCUGUCACAGGUGCUUUUUUUAACCCCGCCUUGGCCUCUGCUAUGACCUUUUCCUGCCCAGGAAACAGUUUACUGGAGUAUAUGCAAGUUUAUUGGCUGGCACCUAUCUCAGGAAUGCUGUUAGCCCUCCUUGUAUAUCAAGGAAAUAUUCCACGCUUCUUCCAGACAAACCUGCUUUAUAGUCAGAAGAAAAAAUACAGAGUAUUUAAAGGGAAAGUAAUGUCGAACUCUGUUGUUGAAGAGAGACAGACAAAAACAGAGAAGAAGAACAGCAGUUCUGGACUGAUUAACUGAAUGGAGCACAAAGGGUUAACACUGCUGGAUGGGAGGCAAAAGCUACUUUUCUGUGUAAAUGGUAAACGAGGCUUUGAAAGGGCAGUUCGCAUGAUAUUAUGAUGUUCCCAAAACUGGAACCUUCUAGAUGUGUCAAAUUUCAAUUCCCAUAAUUUCUAGCCAGCAUGAAAUGUGUACUAUGAUUUUUAAUUGUGGGAGUUCUAGUCCAACAUAUUAACCAGCAGAAAGCUGAUGAAGAGUGUACUGUUAGAUGCAUGAAAUAACAGCCUUUCAUCAAUUGUUACAAAGGCAUGCAUUCAUUAUGGAAUAGGACUUUAAAGCUAUAUGUUCAGGGCAUCUUCUGAGGAAAAUAGUGGGGAUAUUCUUCAAACUAUGGCA
Messenger RNA from Notechis scutatus (mainland tiger snake), 1284 nucleotides. RefSeq names its product aquaporin-12-like. Gene Ontology annotation, molecular function: channel activity. Gene Ontology annotation, cellular component: cytoplasm; membrane. Gene Ontology annotation, biological process: transmembrane transport. NCBI's taxonomy places the organism in Eukaryota, Metazoa, Chordata, Lepidosauria, Squamata, Elapidae. The record is from RefSeq and is a predicted model, not a curated record.